Plasmodium gonderi is the source of this 381-nucleotide messenger RNA. Its product is annotated as 50S ribosomal protein L29. The coding region runs from base 1 to 381 and encodes 126 amino acids. The record is from RefSeq and is a predicted model, not a curated record. Gene Ontology annotation, molecular function: structural constituent of ribosome. Gene Ontology annotation, biological process: translation. The transcript is spliced from 2 exons. NCBI's taxonomy places the organism in Eukaryota, Apicomplexa, Aconoidasida, Haemosporida, Plasmodiidae. Gene Ontology annotation, cellular component: ribosome.
AUGAACCUUUUUUUUACGCAUUUUUUACUUUUCCUUUUUUGUAACACAUACUUAAUUAGGGGGGUGAAUUUAAAAAGAAAAUGUGUAUCUUUAUUCUUAAAUUGCAAUUUUCAUAACGUAAGUAAAAAUAAAAAUCACAUUCCUUUGUUUUCCUAUAAGAAAAAGGUAAAAGCCAAGGAACUGAGAAAGUUGACAACUGAGGAACUUGAGAAGGAAAUCAUUAAAUGCAGAUUGGAUAUACAACAGUUCCAACAACAAGGAUUUUAUGAUAUACAUAAUUUUAACAUAUAUUACGAAAAAAACGCCAGGAGAAAAUUAGCGCAGUUACUAACCAUAUACUAUGAGAGAUACCUAGAUAACAACAUAAGAAUAAAAAAUUAG